GCAGCAGCUUCAACUUGUGUCCCACGGGAGACAAGUGAAUCUGAAGUUAUAUAUUAUAUAAGACGUAGGGGAUGACAGCAGUUUAUCAUUAACCUGGACUACGCAAGAAGUACAUAAGGAGAGAAAGAAGAAGAAAGCCAGAGAAGCAGCCAGGAUGGAAACCGACAUAAGGAUCAACAACGCCGCGGACAUCUCGGUUAUUGUCCUCUAUUUUUUGGUGGUCCUAGCAGUGGGACUAUGGGCUAUGUACUCAACCAACCGAGGGACAGUAGGUGGAUUCUUCCUGGCUGGACGAAGCAUGGUUUGGUGGCCGAUUGGUGCUUCUCUGUUUGCCAGUAACAUUGGGAGCGGACAUUUUGUGGGAAUAGCAGGAACAGCAGCAGCUGGAGGAAUUGCCAUCGGAGGAUAUGAAUGGAAUGCUCUGAUAUUUGUGGUUGUUCUAGGAUGGCUGUUUGUACCCAUCUACAUCAAAGCUGGGGUGGUGACAAUGCCAGAGUAUCUGAGGAAACGUUUUGGUGGGAAACGGAUUCAGAUCUACCUGUCAGUCCUUUCUCUGAUCCUGUAUAUUUUCACAAAGAUCUCAGCAGACAUAUUCUCUGGAGCUGUAUUUAUACAGCUGGCCAUAGGGCUGAAUCUUUAUGUGGCCAUAAUUAUCCUGCUUGCUAUUACUGCUCUUUACACCAUCACAGGUGGCCUUGCAGCUGUGAUUUACACAGACACCUUACAGACAUUUAUCAUGGUAGUGGGAUCCUUUAUUCUCAUGGGAUUUGCAUUUGCUGAAGUAGGAGGGUAUGAUGCUUUCAUGGAAAAGUACAUGAAUGCAAUUCCAUCCAAUGUCUCCUAUGGGAAUAUUACAAUUAAUGCAGACUGCUACACUCCUCGGAAGGAUUCCUUUCACAUCUUCCGAGAUGCUGUCACUGGAGAUCUGCCGUGGCCAGGGCUCGUCUUUGGUUUGAGCAUCCUGGCUUUGUGGUACUGGUGCACGGAUCAGGUUAUUGUCCAAAGAUGUCUCUCUGGCAAGAACAUGUCCCAUGUGAAGGCCGGUUGUAUCAUGUGUGGAUACCUGAAACUCUUGCCCAUGUUUAUCAUAGUGAUGCCUGGAAUGAUCAGCCGAAUUUUGUAUACAGAUGUGGUAGCUUGUGUUGUGCCUGAAGUCUGCCAGAAGUACUGUGGCACCGAUGUUGGCUGUACAAAUAUUGCGUACCCCAAAAUGGUAGUGGAGCUUAUGCCAAAUGGUCUGCGCGGUCUGAUGCUGUCAGUCAUGUUGGCAUCCCUUAUGAGCUCCCUGACUUCCAUUUUUAACAGUGCUAGCACCUUGUUCACCAUGGACAUUUACACCAAAAUCCGAUCAAAAGCAUCUGAGAAAGAACUUAUGUUAGCUGGAAGGGCAUUUAUGUUACUUUUAAUUGGCAUCAGCAUUGCCUGGGUUCCUGUGGUGCAGUCAGCUCAAAGUGGGCAGCUCUUCGAUUAUAUUCAGUCAAUUACGAGCUACCUGGGACCUCCCAUCGCUGCUGUCUUCCUGCUUGGUGUCUUCUGCAAGCGGGUCAAUGAGCAGGGUGCCUUCUGGGGCCUGAUGAUUGGGCUGCUGGCUGGGCUGAGCAGGAUGAUUGCGGAGUUUGCCUACGGGACUGGCAGCUGUGUGACCCCUUCCAACUGCCCGUUCAUCAUCUGUGGGAUUCACUACCUUUACUUUGCAAUGAUUCUUUUUGGGGUUUCCGCCAUCGUCAUCCUGGCAGUCUCCUUCAUGACUAAGCCCAUUCCUGAUGUACACCUUUACCGCUUGUGCUGGUCUUUGCGGAACAGCAAAGAAGAACGUAUUGAUCUUGAUGCAGAUGAGGAACAGGACAAAGCUGAUGAAAAGGAUGAGGAAUCAGUUAACGAGGAAAAUCAAGAAGAACUGGGAUGCUUUAAGAAAACGUACAACUGGUUCUGUGGCUUAGAUCAACAAAAAGGACCCAAACUGAGCAAGGAGGAAGAGGAAGCAUUGAAGCAGAAACUGACGGACACAAGCGAAGUGCCACUUUGGAGAAAUGUUGUGAAUAUCAAUGGCAUCAUCCUAUUGACUGUGGCUGUAUUUUGCCAUGCCUUCUUUGCAUAAACCUCUGAUUACAGUUCUGAAAUUGUACUGUAUUGUCAAGCAAAAACCAUGACUUGUAGAUUUACAGAGUUAGAUACACUUCGUAUUUUCAUUGUCUAUGUAAAAAAUCAGGGUGAUUUACUCUGCUGAUUUUCUGAUCGUAAUUUUAACAAUCUAAAGAUGAAGGCCACUAGGAUUUCAAGAGAGAGAAUUUCUGUUUAGACACUGAAUCAAUCCAGGGCUAACAGAGGUUCAGAAUUUCCAUCCAAUACUCUCUCUACUCGUGAUACAUUUCAUAUUUUAGGUGCAGAACAAGGCUGCAUGAGCCAUAUUUCAUAUCAGGGUUUGUAAACUACCUUUUUAGGCUUGAUUUUUAGUCCUCCUUCUUCUGAUCAUUCAAAUUUCUUUUUCCUUUGGCUAUGAUAAUUUGAUUACAAAACACCUACAACAACUGAGGGGACAUAUUAUGAAUUCAAAUUAAAAAAUCAUUUUUGUUCCCUCCGAGCAUGCGAUAUCUUAAGUAAAGGAUUUAUGUAUAUGUUGAAGUAUUUCACACAAUAUCUAACUUUCCACUGUAAUUCUUUUCCCCUUUUUCUCACUCUUCAUUGUGUUGUGUUUCUCAGUGAUCAGUGGAACACUGACCAUCUGAAUUGAUCGCAUUUUGAAAUUAGGGAAACCAUGUCUCAAUGAUCUUAACAAGAAUUCUGCUUACGAUAGAUUCUCUGCUUAAGUUUCACUUCAAAAGGCCCUCUCUUUAUAUUUUAAUAUGUACCUAUACUUGAAUGUGAAGCUUUUUAUACAAAAUACAUAUAUUAUAUAUACACAUACAAUACAUUAUAUAUAUGCACUAUAUAUAUUAUGUAUAUUUAAAAUAUAUAUGUAUGUGUGUGUCUAUAUAUAUAUUUAUUUCUCUGUGAUCAGUUUCCAUCUUGAUAUGUCGAAGUCAAUCUUCACCCACGAUUACCGGGACCUCUUUAUCAUAGGGUUGGUGUUAACGUAUCGCCUCUUUCUAUGAACUGUACCACAAAACAGUCCUUGCACGUGGUUAAAAGUCCAAAGCAUCAGAAUGCUGGGUUUGCAUUUUUCUUUCAAGUACACCUGAGGGCUCUGUACUGCUUUUCUGCAAAGCUAUAAAUCUUUCCUCUGAAGAAGAUUUCACUGAGAAAUAGAACUCAUGCUGCAAGGCAGUAUGAGUUAACAGUUCAUGAAGAAGAAUAGUCACAGCUGUGGGAUAUCAGCUAAACCAGUCUGAUUGUCUCCACUUGAUACGUUUGAUACCAGCUGGAGAUACAGGAAAAGAUAGAUUUAACACUUCAAAGCAAAAAGCAACAGAUCUUCUUAUCAUCUAAUUCAGAUUCUUGAGGAAUCAAGUGUAAGAAGACAGCGCUUGCUGUAGUCAAGCUGCACCAGAAUUCCUUGUUCCUGUUGCUCCUGUACCGUGGGACGCUGCCUUGUCACAGCCUUCCAGCGCGGUUCUGUGCAGGACGCACCAGUGCAAUAAGUGCGUCUAAGCGGGAAGGUGGCGUAGUCUCUGUCUGUGCUACACCACGCUCUGCUGCCGGCUCCUGCAGCUUUAAUCGCCCUCACUUCCUAAUCUUCUGUCAGUAUCUUUUCUUCAUUUGGAUCCAAACCAAACCGUUAUGGAUUCUAGCGGAAUUGCUGCUCUUCAGUAUAAUCCCUGCAGCACACUGAAAGGUUUUGCAUAGGCCAGAUCAAAUCAAUACAAAACCCUUUUCCUUACAGUUAAUACAUGGUAUAGUAUUUUAAAGACCAUGGAAUUAAUUAUAUUUAAUGGACUAUGAAGACUUGUAUGUAUUAAAGUAUUUGUAUAUUUUAAAGUAUUUGGUGUCCACAAAAUGAUGAGAUUUUUAUACAAUAUAAUGGAAGACUGUGAAACUUAAUUUGGUGUCUAGGUUUUGGCUCUGGGUUAUAGUAAUGGAUGACAAGCAAACAAGAAAGACUUUAAUGAGGAUUGUCCAGAUCCCUCUUUGUCAUGCUUUAUUCCAAAAUGAAAAAUAUGGUGAAAUUAUACAGCCAUUUGGGUAAAGACAAAUAGCAGAAGUGAUUUCCUGGCAGGCUGAGCAGUCUGUAGAUGACCUCCUGGUUAAUCAGGCACCGUCGCUUCAUUUUCCUGCCCAGGAUUCAAGAAUUUUGAAAAACUAACUUGCAGUUUCCCAGGGAUGUUCACGGUACAUCCUCAGCAACCUGCUUCUGUUCCGGUCUGAAGACUGGAUGUUGUAAGGGAGCAGAGUUCAAGUGUUAACAUCAAGUUCGACUGCUGCUUACAGUACUCCUCUCGUUUUGUAGAAUUUCGUAGAAAAAUUGUCUGAUACUGUGCACAGAUGAUAAAACUUUUUAUGCUUAGAUUAAUAGUUAAAUGCCACCUUGGGUUGGUAGCUAUUGCAUUCAAAGGCAGUUUUGUGAUUUUAAGGAAGAAAGUGACUUUUCUUCAGUUCUCAGGGGAAACCCUGUCCAUGUUAUGGCUGUUGUUGCGGGACGCUCUCAGACAAAACCCAAAAAGCAGCUUACGCUGCCCUGGGCAUUCUCGUGCUGUAGAAUUGGAAGAGUGAGCACAUGCUCGUGCCCCACGUCUGACUGUAAGGUUGAACACUGCUGGUUAGUGGAGAGACUCCAGCUACAGCCCUGGCUAACGGCACGGCACGGACACCAUAGCACAGGUGAUCCUGAGACAUCCCAGCUUAUGCUGUCAGGUAAGACACAGGGUCACAGCUUAUUCGAGUGCACUUUAGGUAGAUAUACAGAAUUAUUUUAAACAAACUGCACAAAAUAAAAUUAAAAAUUCACCUAGCAGCACUGUAAGCCAAUUACAAUGCUGAUACAUAAAGAACACGCAGUAAACAAAUCAGAUCUUCCAUUUAAGAAUUACUACACAAUUUUCAGGCCAAGUCCUGUUUUUCAGGGUAACCAGUUUUCAUUCAUGUUUUCAUUUCUCUGUAUCACCCAUAACAAAUGUAUCCAAGUAUCUCACAAAUGUUAAUUAUUAAUGAUCAUGAGAACACUCUGUUCUUAGAACUCAGAACUUGGUUUUAUUCCUAUUUUGUUAUUGAAAAAGCUCAUGCACUGAAAUGCUGGAGGAGGGAAGGUCUGUGGCUUAAUUUGGAAUACUUCUGCAGUAACCGUGCUUUGGUUUUAACCAAAAUGUCUGUCUGUGGUGAAUUAGGACACAGCACAAUGCUGGGUUCUUCAGGUGCAAGUGAUUGUUGUGAUCAGAGCCCCACCAGCAGCUGCGAUUGCUAAUUGGCUCCACUCCUGUGCAGAUCACUUUCUUAACUGGCAAAAUUAGGAACGUUCAUAUGAAGUAAAAGCUGACGCAAAAAUGAGGAGCAAGGAGUAAUGAUAAAUAUAUA
Molecule: messenger RNA, 5445 nt
Organism: Chroicocephalus ridibundus (black-headed gull)
Lineage: Eukaryota; Metazoa; Chordata; Aves; Charadriiformes; Laridae
Gene: SLC5A1
Product: solute carrier family 5 member 1
Exons: 15
Coding region: 155-2098 (647 amino acids)
Biological process (GO): transmembrane transport; sodium ion transport
Cellular component (GO): plasma membrane
Molecular function (GO): D-glucose:sodium symporter activity
Source: RefSeq, a predicted model, not a curated record